This is a messenger RNA of Thermothielavioides terrestris NRRL 8126, 1239 nucleotides long. RefSeq lists its product as uncharacterized. The coding region runs from base 166 to 1080 and encodes 304 amino acids. The record is from RefSeq and is a predicted model, not a curated record. NCBI's taxonomy places the organism in Eukaryota, Fungi, Ascomycota, Sordariomycetes, Sordariales, Chaetomiaceae. Gene Ontology annotation, molecular function: fatty acyl-CoA hydrolase activity. The transcript is spliced from 4 exons.
CGGAGGAAGUGCGCCAGACAACCUAACCUGGCACAGCUCCCUCCGCGUUGAUGAGUGUGAUGAAGUCGGCGUCGCCGAGACUGUAGUCCCUUCAGUUCAGUGCGACAAGGACACGUUCAAUUGGCUCAACUUGGCUCAAUUCGAGCAUUCCGAAAACCUCGCGCAAUGGCCGCAGUCCUCCCAGCGCCGCGCCUCAGACUGAGGCUCGUCGCCGAGAGGGUUUGUGGCACAUUGCCGCAUUCACAUCCACGCCUGCGCCGGCCAUUUUCAGCAUCAGCAGUCCGCUCAAACUCAAGCUCGGAACCCACCACAAACCCUCCGCCGCCGCCGCCUCCGUCCCGAUGGAUCGCCGAGCUGCGCGCCCGCAUCGGCAAGUGCAUCAUCUUCGGCUGCAGCCGCCAGCAGAUCGCGCAGGCGGCCGUGGUGCUGCGCGCGCUGGCGACUGAGUGGAGGGAGCUGCUGGCCGGCAGCGAGGGCUUCCUGACCGGCGGCCGCCGCGGGCUGGACGGCCGGGAGAUCGCCUGGGGGGAGAUGGACACCUUCGGCCACGUCAAUAACGUCAACUACUACCGCUACGCCGAGUCGGCGCGCGUCAACUGGAUCACCAACUUUGCCGUCCAUGUGGACCCCAAGCAUCGAGAGGAGUGGGCAGCGCUGAUGUCGCCCAAGGCAACCGGGCUGAUCAUGCGCAGCCUGAAGGCCGACUUCAAGUUUCCGAUGGUCUACCCCGACAAGAUCUCGGUGUAUCACAAACUACGGGCUCGGCCUGAAGGGGACCCGGCCCCGAGCUCCUUCUUCCUGGACUGCAUUGUCUUGUCGCACCAGCACAGGCGGAUCGCCUGCCGCUUGGAAGAGGACAUCGUUGUGUACGAUUACAGGGUGGGCGGGAAGACCAGCAUGCCCGAUUUCAUGGUCGCGCUGUUCGACGAGACCUGGAAGUUGCAGGAGAGAGAGACGGUUCGGGCGAGGACAAGGAUAUGGGAGCUCAUCCGGGCCGUGGAGAAGCUGGAGAAGGAAACGUGGGAUCGACCAGACGCCGUUGAAGACAUGGGGGGUUCCAAGAGCAGCGGCAAUUCAUGACUGAGGCGGUGUAGCUAGGCAGGCUUACGUCUCGCGUUGAUGGACGGCGAUCCCUUUCCAUGUCCCCCGGGCGCAUAUCGCCUCGGCCGCGACGCAUACCUCAUCGGCCAUAUACAACAGAGGGGCUGACAACAGCACACACGUGUCCAGGCCUGGGAG